This is a messenger RNA of Chironomus riparius, 2397 nucleotides long. The record is from the annotation of a GenBank genome assembly. NCBI's taxonomy places the organism in Eukaryota, Metazoa, Arthropoda, Insecta, Diptera, Chironomidae.
UUCAGUCGAAUUUAAGCCGUCGAUUAGUUCACUUUAAAGGAAAAAAAAACUUUUGAAAAAAUGAAAAACUUUAAAAUUUUGUGUUUAAUUUUUCCUUUAAUAAUUUUUCAAGUUUCACAAUCUGCGUCUAUAAAAGUUGAUACUGAAGACACUGAGCUCGUUCCAGAUGUGACCAGCACUUUGAUUAAUGAAGAUUCAACGACCGAAAUUGAAAGAACCAAAAAGGAAGCAAAUUGUUUUGAGACUAAAGUUAAUGGACAGUCAGUUUUGCAAUGUGCUGAUUCGGAAGCAUCGCCAACGCUCAAUACUCCUGCAUUUGCUCCACUACCUGGAUUAGCAAGGCAAGGAUUUCCUGGAUUCGAGCAUCAACAGCCAUUGAAUUUUCCAACUUUUAAUAGCAUCUUUCCAACUUAUAAGCCAGCAACUCAAGCAGCAACAACUACAACUCCUGCCUAUCCUCAACAUUAUGCAUCUCCAACCAAUAAACCAUCAAACACAUACUCAAGCAAUCAUUUAGCAACAACGACAGCACCAAGUUACUCCAUAACAACACCAUCUCAAGCAUAUUCAGUUCCAUCUCAUUCAUACUCAAACAAUGUUCGUCCGACAUACCCAAAACCAUCGUCUCAACAAUAUUCUGAAUAUUCACAACCUGGUGCCUCAUCUCAAUCUCCAUCUGGAUCAACAGCUUACUCACAAAACCAACAUCAAUCAUCUUAUGGAUCUGAGUCUAAACCAUCAUCUUAUGGUUCAGAAUCAAAGCCUACAUCCUACAGUUCAGGCUCGAAUUCAUAUUAUCAACCAGCACCACAGCAAAAUUCAUAUUCACAUCCACAAUCUCAACCGACGCAAAAGCCUGCUUACCAAAAACCAUCAUCAACAUACCCAGCAACCCCGUCGUCAUAUUCACAGCAAUAUCAGCCAUCAUCAUACUCAUCUGCUCAGCCACAAGUUCCAAAUGCUUACUCAUCAGCUUUGUAUUCUUAUACGCAACCAGCCUACCAGCCUUAUCAAACCUACGAAGGCUACCGUGCAUGGCCCGCAGCUCCAUCUCAAGUAGACUACAGCAGUUCACAAAGAAGCUCAAGCUCAUCUUACACGACUGAUGCCAGUAAGGUUCAAGAUGCACGUCAUAAGUACGAAAGUGCACUUACUGAAUAUGAAGCAGCACGUGCAGCUGAGAGUGUAAAGGCUAAUGCAGAAUACCAACAAGCUCGUGCCAGAGCUGAAUUUGAAAGGAUGAAGGCUGAAUUUGAAAAAUCUAGAGCUGAUGAUAGUGCAAGAGCAGCACAAAAUGCUAGAAUUGAAUUCCAAAAUGCUAAAGCUGCUGAGAUGACUCAAGCUGAGCAGGAGAAAAUGCGUGUUGAUUAUGAAAGAUCGAGAGCUGACUACGAGAAGGCACAGAUUGAGUAUCAAAGAUUACAGGCUGAAGAAGCAGCAAGAGCACAAGGAGACUACCAGCAAAGAUAUGCUGCAUAUCAAAUUGCAUUAGCUGAAUAUGAGAGAGCACAAGCUGGUUACCAAAACUCUCAAGCUGAGGAAGCUAGUUGGAACCAAAUCAACUAUCAACAGGCACUAGAAGAUUCUCAGGCUCGAGCAAGAGCUAAUUAUGAAAAAUAUCAUGUAGACCAAGCUGCUAGAGCUCAAGCUCAAUACUCAAGUGCUCAAGCCGAACAAUCAGCACGUGCUAUGGCUGAAUACCAAGCAGAACAAUCCGCAAGAGCCAUGGCUUCAUAUCAGGAAGCUCAAAUAGAUGCUCAAGCCGAACAUGCUGCACAAAUCGAAUAUCAAAGAGCACAGGCUGAACAGUCAGCAAGAGCAAUGGCUGAAUAUCAGGGUGCUCAAGCUGAUCAAGCAGCAAGAGCUCAAGCUGAAUAUUCACAGGCUGCUGAAAUCGCAAGAAUGCAGUACGAAAACUCAAUGGCUAUAGAAAAAGCACGAGCUAUGGAAAGUUCACAAAUGGAAAUUGAAAAUGCUAGAGCUGUAGCACCUAUGAAGCAUAUCCCACAACCUGUCUAUGCUGCGCCAUCAGUACCUUACACCUAUCAGAGCCCUGGACCAUCUGUUCCAUGUCCAACAAAUCUUCUCUUCAGCUGUAAUCCAAGUGUUGCACCAGUUCCAUGUCAAAGUGUGACUUAUGAAAAACCAGUCCCUCCUGCACCAGCACCCCCACCUCCUCCACCACCAAAAUACACCAAACCAGCACCUAUGCCAAUGUAUUACGAACCUCAAUAUAAUUCUGAUUUAUCGUCAAAGCAGACCAAAAGAGAGAAUGAAGUCGUCAAUACAUCAAUUGAUUCACUUGGACAGGUUGUUGGACAGCCAAUUGCACCAUUGGAACCAAAAACUGCUGCGUCUGAUGACAGUUUAAUUAUUGCUGGACAAGAUUGGUCUUGA